Messenger RNA from Vicia villosa (hairy vetch), 1655 nucleotides. RefSeq lists its product as uncharacterized. NCBI's taxonomy places the organism in Eukaryota, Viridiplantae, Streptophyta, Magnoliopsida, Fabales, Fabaceae. The record is from RefSeq and is a predicted model, not a curated record. Bases 322 to 1266 code for a protein of 314 amino acids. The transcript is spliced from 6 exons. Gene Ontology annotation, biological process: transmembrane transport.
UCGUUGAAUAAAAAUCAUUCCUAGAAGUACAAAAUAGUCAAAGAGUAAAAAUCUUCGCAAAAUCAAAAUCUGAAACCCUGCGAGCAUUUUCCUUUCCAGAAACACGGCGUUCACGCAGCCUUUUCACCAAUUACCUUCCUCAACCUAAACCUACCAGUUCCACAUAACAAUAUUUUCAUUUUCCCUCUAUUUUCAUUACAAUUCACAAUAGUACUUCAAUCCAAUCAUCAACAUCAUCAUCUUCAUCAACGUAACAACAACGAAACUACGAAUUGGCGAUGCAAUUUUGUUCCUUUUUCUGAACAAUAGCUGAACAAUCAAAUGGCGCAUUCUUUCGGUCAAGCCGAAAUUAAUUGGGACAAGCUAGAUAAGACUAAGUUCUAUGUGGUAGGAGCUGGACUCUUUACCGGUGUUACAGUAGCACUUUAUCCGGUUUCAGUUGUGAAAACUAGGCUGCAGGUUGCAACUAAGGGGGCUGUAGAGAAAAAUGCCUUUUCUGUUGCAAAAGGAUUACUUAAAACAGAUGGAAUUCCUGGUCUGUAUAAAGGAUUUGGUACGGUUAUCACUGGUGCAAUACCGGCCAGAAUCAUAUUCAUGUCGGUUCUAGAGACCACAAAGGUGUAUGCCUUCAAAAUGGUGAAACCAUUUGGACUAUCUGAAACUACUCAGGCUGCCUUAGCAAAUGGAUUUGCAGGCAUGACAUCAUCACUUUUUGCUCAAUCUGUGUUUGUACCAAUUGAUGUGGUUAGCCAAAAAUUGAUGGUGCAAGGAUACUCAGGCCAUGCCCAAUAUAGUGGGGGUCUGGAUGUUGCUCGUAAGAUUAUAAGGUCUAAUGGCAUUAAGGGAUUGUAUCGAGGGUUUGGCCUUUCUGUUGUUACUUAUGCACCUUCUAGCGCAGUUUGGUGGGCAAGUUAUGGUUCAAGCCAACGGUUCAUUUGGAGAUUUUUGGACCAAGGUGCCAAACAUGAUGAAGGCACUCCCAGUGUGCUGAAGAUUGUAUCAGUUCAGGCUGCGGGAGGGAUUAUUGCCGGUGCAACUGCUUCCUGCAUAACAACGCCAUUUGAUACUAUCAAGACACGGUUACAGGUGAUGGGACAUGAAAAUAAAAGCUCUAUAAAAAAAGUUACUAAAGAUUUAAUCAAACAAGAUGGUUGGAAAGGCCUAUAUAGAGGGUUUGGUCCAAGAUUUUUUAGCAUGUCAGCGUGGGGCACGUCAAUGAUAUUGACUUACGAAUAUCUGAAACGAUUAUGCGCAAUAGAAGAAUAGAUUCAAUUGUCCUGCAAGUUCGUCUUCCAUUGAUUAAGCCAAUAUUUGGAUGGUAAUGUUGUUGUAGAAGUUCACAGUAACUUUAACCCUACACCGGCAACACAGGAGUUGUUUUUCGUCAUUUUUUCCGUCUCGACUUUAGGGUUAAACAUUAAGCAGCAAAGCUCUACUUCCAGAUUUUUCUGAAAAUAAUUGCUGAAUAUACUAGGAAAUUAUAGUUCCAUUCUUUAUGAUUAAAUUGGAUUUGCUGUAACAUUUUUUUUAGCUUUUCGGUGGAUUAUAUUCAUAUGUAUCACGAAAGGGAAAGAAUUAGAUUGCAAUUGUGAAGAAUAAAUUUGAAACUAAGAAAUCUUAUUUGUUCCAUAUACAAAUAGGAGAAGUUAUUGCCA